UUGCCUUUUGGCUCUCAUAUUUUAUCUUCUUCAGGUCGCAGAUUUCUAGCAAGGCCAGGGUACAACAUUAUCUUAGAAGCCAAAUUUGACAACGAAAUUAUUACCUCAGAUCCAGUUUCCCACAAAGAAGAACCUAAAUUUGAACAAGAACUAGCAUGGGAGCUGGACAAGCAAGCCCUACGGCAACAUCGGAUAAAAAGAAGUUCUAUAAAACUACAGCUGUUUUCAGUUCAUCCUUUAACUCCUGUGAAGGAACCACUUGGUUAUAUUGUUCUGGAUAUUCGGUCAGCCAACAGCAAAAAGGUUUGGGUCCAAAUUCAGCUUAUUCUGUUUUUGUAG
Molecule: messenger RNA, 339 nt
Organism: Dibothriocephalus latus
Lineage: Eukaryota; Metazoa; Platyhelminthes; Cestoda; Diphyllobothriidea; Diphyllobothriidae
Source: the annotation of a GenBank genome assembly